Musca vetustissima is the source of this 1075-nucleotide messenger RNA. RefSeq lists its product as uncharacterized. Gene Ontology annotation, biological process: apoptotic DNA fragmentation. Gene Ontology annotation, molecular function: single-stranded DNA endonuclease activity; RNA endonuclease activity; metal ion binding. The coding region runs from base 46 to 1074 and encodes 342 amino acids. NCBI's taxonomy places the organism in Eukaryota, Metazoa, Arthropoda, Insecta, Diptera, Muscidae. The transcript has 2 exons. Gene Ontology annotation, cellular component: nucleus; mitochondrial inner membrane. The record is from RefSeq and is a predicted model, not a curated record.
AAGACUGACUCCACAGAAUUUUACCCCUACUCUGCCACUGGUGUCAUGCAUGUAGAUGCUGGCCGCACCCUGCAAAUGUUCUGCCCUGGGGAAUUCAAAGUCAAGGCCACCAAACUAAUUACUGCCACCUGUGUGGGCGGUACCACCUUCAAGGUUGACGGCACUAGUUAUGCUUUCUCCGAAUUGGUUUGCAAAUCAUGGCCUGGCUUUGUUGCCAAGAAGAAGGGAAGUUCCUGCAAUGGCGGCAUUUUGGUCGGCGUUGGCUUUGAGGUUUCCUCCAGCCGUUUUGCUGAACAAAUGGAAAUUUGCUACAACGAACAAGAAGAAGUCACCCGUUAUGUACGCCAUAAGUUGGGACCAGGCAGCAACUACUACCAGACCGGUGUUGAUCGUAUCACCUUCCAAACAGCUGGCUUUUUCAAUGGAAAGAAUGUCGACAAGCUCUACACCCAAUCCACUCAAAUCGAAACUAUCAACUCCGAAUUAGGAGGCGAUGCUCAGAAAUAUUUCGACACCUCUAAGAACAUUUUCUUGGCCCGCGGUCAUAUGGGCGCCAAGGCUGACUUUAUGUACGGUACCCAACAACGUGCCACUUUCUUGUUCAUCAAUGCUGCUCCCCAAUGGCAAGUUUUUAAUGCUGGCAACUGGGCUCGUGUAGAAGAUGGUGUUCGUGCUUGGGUGAGCAAAAACUCCAAGAACGUAGACUGCUAUACCGGUGUCUAUGGUGUCACCACCCUGCCCAACAAACACGGUGUGCAGACCCCAUUGUAUUUGGCCUAUGACUCCAACCACAACGGUCUUAUCCCCGUACCUAAGCUGUACUUCCGUGUGGUUAUUGAGCCCUCCACCCGGAAGGGCAUCGUCUUCGUUGGCGUCAACAAUCCUCACUUGAGUUUGGAAGAAAUCAAGAGGGACUACAUCAUAUGCAACGACGUCAGUGACAAGGUCAACUACAUUAGCUGGAAGAAGACAGACAUCACCGCUGGUUACUCCUAUGCCUGUGAAGUUGCCGAUUUCAUGCGGACUGUUAAACAUUUGCCAGCUCUCAGCGCCCCAGGCGGUCUGCUUGUCUAAG